AUGAGUCUUGGUAAUCUGUACUGUAAUCCUCUAAUGGUUCAUGGAGGUCACAAGAUCACCGCGAGGCAGCGAUGGACACCAACCCAGAUGCAGCUGCAGAUCCUCGAGAGCAUCUUCGACCAAUGUAAUGGAACACCAAGCAAGCAGAAGAUAAAAGACAUCACAGCGGAGCUCUCGCAGCACGGCCAGAUCUUGGAGACCAACGUCUACAACUGGUUCCAGAACAGACGUGCACGCUCGAAGCGGAAGCAGGCAGCUUCUUCUCUACCAAAUAACGCCGAAUCCGAAGCCGAGGGGGAUGAGGAGUCCCUGACCGACAAGAAUCCUAGAUCAGACGGGUCACAGCAGGAGAACAUGGCUGUGAGAGCUCACAACCCUGAGAGGAUCUCAGAGAUGCACCGCCACUUCGACGCAGCAGAGCGUGAGCAGGUCCGUGGUCCGUGGUCCAGCAACGACGCCUCAAGGUCGUAGGGUGGUCUGGUCCAGAUGUCCUUCUAUGAGAAUGUCUAUGUUGAAUCCAAGUAUGUUGAGCAAACACCAUAUCUCAGUAUAACUCCACUGAAAAACCCCACUGAAAGUAUUCUGGAUCAAGAUAGCCCUGCCAAAAGAAAACAAGUUCAAUAUUGUGUUGCAUGGAACAGCAGUAACUAGAUCAUGGUGAGUGCAGUUCUUGCUACAUUGCUAGGUGUAAUAAGACUUACUGGAGUACCCUCAACAACAGUGGAGAUAUGAGCUGGCAAUGUUCCUUCCACAUCCGGAACCGGAGCAAUCCUAUUUCUGUGCAAAAUUCAUUUGAGCCUUGCAGAGAAUCUUCCUGUGCUCGUUUGAUUGCAACGGUUGCUCCAUCAUCUAGAUUUCCUUUAUGGAUUUUCCCAUAACCUCCUUGACCAAUUUCAGCUGAAUCAUUGAAAUUAUUUGUUGCUGUAGCCAUUUCUUCCAACGUGAAAGAUCUCACACCAUCAACCUUGACAGAAAACCUCAACAGUACUGCAAAAUUAUCUACUUCUUUAAGUUGUUGUAGAUUGAAUUUAAUGUCUACUGUAACUUUAAAGUUUACUUUGCUGUAGAGUUGAAACAUAUCAGAUGUUGUCUCUUUAGAACUCGGAUCUAAUGUAUUUGGAUGAGGCUGAUAUAAUAUAUUCACAGUUUAAAUCCAGUUUCCAGUAUUA
Messenger RNA from Triticum aestivum (bread wheat), 1169 nucleotides. RefSeq names its product WUSCHEL-related homeobox 8-like. Gene Ontology annotation, molecular function: DNA-binding transcription factor activity; DNA binding. The transcript has a single exon. Bases 1 to 471 code for a protein of 156 amino acids. The record is from RefSeq and is a predicted model, not a curated record. Lineage: Eukaryota; Viridiplantae; Streptophyta; Magnoliopsida; Poales; Poaceae.